This is a messenger RNA of Lecanosticta acicola, 2368 nucleotides long. Lineage: Eukaryota; Fungi; Ascomycota; Dothideomycetes; Mycosphaerellales; Mycosphaerellaceae. The record is from the annotation of a GenBank genome assembly.
AUGAAUCAAAAUUGUAUGUCCGACCUGGGACCAAGGUCGCUCUGACGACGCGGAUUAACCACCCCGCCCAACAGACCCUCCCUUUCCACCCUACGGCUACAGCUCAGCCAACGCAUCCGGCUAUCAACCGCCGAACGGCUUCACAGCCUACUCCACCGCAACACCGCAGCAGCUCCAGCAUCCGAAUCCACACCGUCAGGGACAACAGGCUCAAUCGCAGUUCUUCUCCAGCCUUCCUCAGGGUACCGCUGCCCAGCAGCAACAGCAGCGUCAACGGCACUCCUCAGACGGUCUUCAAAACGGAGUCAACAGGCCUUCCUCGCCGCCCCCUGUGCCCAAUGGUCCGGGAGCACCACCACCAGAACCGAGCAGUCCACCGGACCUCGAGACUAAUCUCUUCGACGCGCUGCGUCAGGAGCAAGGAAACAGUGGCGACGGUGCAACCCAGGAUGCAACCCAGGAUAAUGAUGAUGAUGUCGAAGAUCAGGACGAGGAGGGCAAUGAGGAUGAUCCCGUCUACCAACUACCGCCUCCUCCAGAGCAAGUAUAUCCCAACGCCGACGAGCUAGAGAAGGCAAUGCAUGCUUGGUCACUGGAUCAUGGCUACGAGUUGGUCCGAAGAGCGAGCAAGAAGAACGCGCGAGGUCAGCUGUACAAGCGCUAUUUCCACUGCAGCAGGCAUGGUAAGGUAGCCAGUCAGAAGGCGAGCGAGAAGACGAAAGUCCGCGUCAACAGGAAGAGCAACCGCAUAGGAUGCCCCAUGUCUCUGGCUGCCGUCUCGGUCGACCCUCACGAUCCUUCCGGGAAUUGGCAAAUCCGUCACAGAAAGACGCAUCACAACCACCCUGCUGUCGAUGCGAUCAAGCUCGCAGGCCACAGACGGCGAGCACGUAUGGGUACCGUCGAGAAGGCGGUUGAUGGGCUAUUUGCGAUCAACACGAGCACUGGCGAUGUCCUGAAGUUUCUCCAGCGAACAAAUCCCGAUGGCCUUUUCAACCGGACGGAUGUGGCGAACAUGAAGCUCAAGUACAAUAAGUAUGGCACUUGCGCGCAGAAAGGUGGCGACCCGCCUCCAGCUGGCCCAAUUGAAAAGCACGCGCACUCAGCGAAGAGUGGAUUUCCUUCGGCGUGCGAUUCGUGCCGUUCGAAGAAGACGAAAUGCGACAGCAUGCGGCCAGUCUGUGGCGCUUGCGCUCGGGCACAUCUUACUUGUCACUACAAUCAUCAGCCUCAUCCGCGAGCUCAGCAGCCACGAGGAGGCAAUGCUCGCGCCCGCGCGAGCAACGCCCAAGCGGCUCUGCAGAACAACAUGGAAGGGCACGCCCAAGCUGGAGCUUCCAACGGUGCGCAGACUGGGAUGCGGAGCUCGGUGCCACUGGGCAUGCAAGGUCCUGAUCACCAGGAUGACCAAUCGAUGAUGGACCUCGACAACAACGCGAUGGAUACAUCAGGAUACCGAGCACUACCGAAUAUUCCCGUGGACCUGAACCAGCAAAGCGCGCAGCAGGCCGAGCAGAUUCUUGCUACGCUUGCAAACUUUCAACAGGAACAUGUCAAGCCCAGCCGGCUUUCUCUGGAAAGUUCGUCGGUAGAAGUACUAGCGAAUUCGACUUGCGGCAAUGGUGACUCGUACAAGUCUGUGGCUCCGCGACCAUUCUCUCUCGGGGCAGAUUGGCGGCUUUUCAGGGAGAAUUUUGAAGCUGCAGCAGUGAAGGAGAAUGCCUACGACGCUCUCAUCGGCGAUAAGAAAGAGCCGACCAAUCCGAAUGAUGGAGAGGGUGAGGUCUCGGUCACAGACCACAACGAAUACAUCAAGCAGCUCGCCAUCUACAAGCGCCGGAAUGACAUGCUCAAGAUUGCUCUUAGGGAGAGUCUUCACCCAAGCCUCUGGUCCCGUAUCAGCAAACACAGCCACGCACAUGAAAUGUGGACACAACUAGAAGACAUGUGCCUGCCACGCGGAAGCGAUCAGGCCUACCAACGCUUCUCAGACCUCUUCCAAGUCACGCACCAACAAUGCGGGACCCUCGACAACUAUAUCUAUGCCCUCGAGUCCAGAUUCAACGAAUUUAACCUGAUGGCACAAACCCACGAGACACAUCGGAACCAUUCCGCUCUCAACCAGUCGCAUUCCGAACGACUCAAACGCGCUCAGGGAGGCGAUGGGACGUUCCCGGAAUGGAUCUUGUGUUUCUUGUUUCUGAAGAAUCUGGCGCCUCAGCAUCAGGGAUUGGCGAGGAAUUUGUGCAUGAAGAAUAAUUUGGGGGGAUACGGAAGUGGGGAGAGGAUGACCUUUAAGGAGUUGGCGGGAUUUGUGAGGAGGGCUGUCGAGUGGGAGACGCAGAGGAAUGGCGCUAUUCAGCGAUGA